Molecule: messenger RNA, 1284 nt
Organism: Cinara cedri
Lineage: Eukaryota; Metazoa; Arthropoda; Insecta; Hemiptera; Aphididae
Source: the annotation of a GenBank genome assembly
AUGACAACUGAAAUAAAAGUAGAAAUAAAAAAGUUACCACAUGGAGAGUUGCCAUGUUAUGCAACUGUAGGAAGUGCUGGUAUGGAUCUGUAUGCUGCAGUGGAUGCUCCUAUUAUCUUAAGACCACUAGAGAGAUUUUUGGUGCCUACUGGAAUUAUAAUCGCAAUACCCAAUGGAUUCGAGGGACAAGUUAGACCACGUUCAGGUUUAACAGCAAAACAUGGAAUCGCAGUACUAAACUCUCCUGGCACCAUAGACUCAGAUUAUCGUGGCGAGGUUAAAGUGUGCCUUAUUAACCUCAGUGAUCAAUCGUAUGAAAUAAAAAAAGGCGACAGAAUUGCACAAAUUCUUAUUACUCCUGUACCCAAAAUAAUUUGGCAUAGCGUAGAAGAGUUCACUAUUGAUGAAACUGACCGCGAUACAGGCGGCUUUGGUUCAAGUGGUAGGUAGUUUUAUUAAAAUAAAUUGAUUAAAAUUUAAAUAUAUGGUAUUAUUAAUAUCAUAUAUUUUAAUUUGAGUAACAAUGACAACAGAAGAAAGAUUACACGCCCUUAAUACUGAUUCUUAUCUCGAUAAGGACAGUGUGUUUAAAAGAAUGCAGGAUGCGAUUGGCAUAAAAUUAUCAGAUGUAAAUUCCCCGUUUAAAUUAAUAAAUUUAUACUAUAAAGAUUCACUAUAUGCAGACGUAGCAACAUUUGAGAAGUGUACUCUAUUACAUGUAGCCACUUUAUUUAAUUGUCAUAGACUAGCAGGUGAUCUUAUAGAAAUAGGAGCGGAUGUUAACUAGAUGCACGUGGUCGCACUCCUUUACACUAUGCUGCCAUACAAGGCCAUAUAGAAGUGGCAAAAGUCCUCAUUAACAAAGGAGCAUGUAUUGUUUCACAGGACUGCUCAAAUAGAACUCCUUAUUAUUAUGCACUUAAAUAUAAUCAUCCAGAAAUCGCAAGUCUCAUAGACGAUCAUAUAAAAUCCACAAAAUUCUUAACAGAUAAAGGUGCAGAUCGAUCAUGUCCUCCGGCAUACAUUAUUGAACAAUCCAAACAGGAAGCUAAAGACGCUGCUUUUAUUGCGGUAAUGAUAGUCGCUGGUGUAACUCCAAUAGUCCUUACUAAGACUACUGAAUUACCCGUAACUAUAAUAAUUUUAGCAACUAUAGCAUCUAUGCUUAUAAUUGGUGGUAUUGCUUACAAGCUUGAAUUUAUGCGGGCAAAACAUGAACUUAGUAGCAAAUUAGGUGAAGUGAAAUUAAAUGAUGCACCCUCUUGUUCACAACAACCAACUUAA